This is a messenger RNA of Exophiala oligosperma, 1548 nucleotides long. RefSeq lists its product as uncharacterized. Gene Ontology annotation, cellular component: endoplasmic reticulum membrane. Lineage: Eukaryota; Fungi; Ascomycota; Eurotiomycetes; Chaetothyriales; Herpotrichiellaceae. The transcript has 3 exons. The record is from RefSeq and is a predicted model, not a curated record. Gene Ontology annotation, biological process: protein folding. The coding region runs from base 280 to 1176 and encodes 298 amino acids.
UGAACACCUCGACAUCCUCGAUUACCACCACGCUUCUUGCUUUUCCAGACUUCUCUUUUCCAAAAAUAUUCUCGUUGGCCUCGCAUCCUCCUUCGCCUCGAUAACCACCUUUCACACCCUUCUCCCAAGUCGAAGCUCUUCACACUCAUCAACACCCGCCUCCCUCGAGCGCAUGGUGUCGCGACGGUGACAGCGCAGCUUCUUCAAGGCGAUCAUCAGACACAUUGCAGCGAAUUGCAGCGAAUUGCAGCGGCUGUGGCCUUUGAGGAGCGUUAAGAAAUGGGGAAUACACAAUUUGGGAAAUUCCAAGACUUCUGUGCCGAUUCAUUUCUACCAAUAUGUAAUAUUCUGACAGCCACUAAUCAACCUCCCGGUAUCCAAUAUGUCAAUGUCAACGGAAGCGGAGGCUGUGUUCUGCGUGGGAUCUCUCUCAGUCAUGGAAGAAAUCUGGCAAACCUAGGGUCCAUAUUACUCGCCGGCGUGGCCAUCGUUGUCACCUCGUUCUUAUUAUGGCGGGCCCAACGAAAGGCGGCCGCCGUUGGUCGAAGAGAAAUGCAAAUGUUUCUAUUGGGAUUUUUGGUGAUCGAGAUCUGCGAAAUAUUCACAAUGGGCGGCUUCCCACUGGACAACGAUGUGCGAAAAGGCUUCACGGCUGUCCACAUAGCUGCGGUAACGGCGACAUCAUGGAUACUAUUGAUGAAUGCUUUUGUGGGAUACCAACUCCUCGACGACGGCACGCCCUUAUCACUAGGAUUGAUAGCUGGGAGUUCACUGGCGUUGUUCGUGGGGACCGGGUAUAUUGCGCUUGAUACAGCUUUCUCGUGGACCGGUUACUGGGACGACUCUUUAUCAGCUGCGAGUUCACACCGCAAUACCGCUCUCUACGUGCUUUACCAACUAGCGCCGUUGGUGUUCAUGUUCUUUUUCUUCCUCCUGGAGACCAUCCUGGUUCUAAGGGUUCUGGGCGAGACAAAGCCUAUGCUCUAUCUCGGCUCUGCAGCGCUCCUAUUCGCCAUUGGCCAGAUUUUCAUGUAUGUGAUAUCUGUUCACAUAUGCAACCCGACAGAUGGGAAAGUCAACGGCGCCCUGUUUGAAACGCUCUUCACCCUACUCAGCGUAGUCGCCAUUUUCGUGUUCUGGUCGUCUAUAACAGAGGACGACUGGCCGAUUCAAUGAUCGCGGGGACCGACUCACUUCCCGAGAUGAGCAUCAGCAUUACCGAAAUCCCGGAGGACCUGUUGGGGUUGCAUUGGCUGCGUCCAAGAAAAGGCGUGCGAUUCGCGCAUGCUGCCAAAGGAAUUUGUUGAAGCUCACUCGCUGUGACACACUCAUCCAAGGUUACGAAAGGGAACUAUCGAUCUAGACCUUGACGACUUUUACGCAGCGUUUGGCGUUUUGAAUCAUGUAUGAUUGGGGAAUAUGAUCAGGAGGUUCGCGUCAUAUCGAUUCGAUUUCCGACUGACGAGCCGUCGUGGCUAGGAAUCUGCCCACGAUCGAGCUGUAAUUUUGACACUAUAGCGAAAUAUUUUGCAGAGUAGUAUGAUCAGU